Messenger RNA from Microthlaspi erraticum, 681 nucleotides. The record is from the annotation of a GenBank genome assembly. Lineage: Eukaryota; Viridiplantae; Streptophyta; Magnoliopsida; Brassicales; Brassicaceae.
AUGGUUGAGGGUGAAUCAAGCAAUGCAAGAGAGACAAGGCUUAAGAUGCAAGCCGAUUUGAAGAGGAUGGAUCAGAGGAUGGAAGAAAUAGGAGUGAACCUUGUUCAAGAGGAGGGAAAUGGUUCUCCAAAUGAAGAAGGAAGUGAUGAGACUGAGAGUGAAGAGGAAGGAGAAGAGGUGAACCAAUUGGUUGAUGAAGAUGAUCAAGAGGGGAACCAAGAUGAGCCAAUGGAAGAGGCUGAGGCAGAGCAAGAGGAGGAUGAAGCUCCCCAUGUACCAAGAGCACUACAAUGCUCUCUUCUCCAUGGACUUUGUGAGACCAAGUACCCACAUGAUGACACAAUGAAGGCCCUUGGAAUCUUUGAGGAUGUGGAGUUGGUCUCAAGAACAUGCAAUUGGAAGUUCUUCUCUCACCGCAUGGAAGUCUACAAGGAGCUCACUUCUAAGGGAGAGAAGAAGAUGGUGACCUUUAGGCAGCUUGGAGAUCUUGUUUGGGUUCACUAUGGAGAAGGUAACCUAUGGAACAUCAAGGAAGAAGAACUCCAAAGGGUUGGGCUACAAUCGCUGAGGGGUACUCUUCCUCAAGGUCCAAGGCUGCCAGAUCAGAGCCCAGUGCUUAGAUAUGUGCACAAGGCUCUUGCCAACACCUUCUUUGCAAGGAAAGCACGGGACAAUCAAUGA